Molecule: messenger RNA, 712 nt
Organism: Leptopilina boulardi
Lineage: Eukaryota; Metazoa; Arthropoda; Insecta; Hymenoptera; Figitidae
Exons: 4
Coding region: 178-672 (164 amino acids)
Source: RefSeq, a predicted model, not a curated record
CCUAUAAUGAGUGACACAAAUUUUUAUAUAAAAAAAAUGUAAUUUUUUAAAACUUUAAAAAAAAAAAAAAACUACAUAAAACAUGGUUAGAAAAAGAAAACGAUUUACAAAUUUAUUAGAGAAAAAAUUUUGCAAAAAAGUAACUUAAAAAGAAUUUGAAAAUUUUAACUUACCAUAAUGAGUGAAGAAAAUUUAUCACAAAAUAAUCCCGCAGAACCUGUAGCUAAUGUAUCUACAGUUGCGGAAGCAGCUCAACCUGAAGAACCAGAUGAGCUUCGUCGAGAAACACAAAUUCAUGGAAAUCAUGUGCAUUUCUCAGAUUUACUUCAAAGGGAAAAUGGAUCAUUGACAAGAAAUGAGGAAAAUCGAAAUGAAUUGCCCUUAAAGUUGGAAAAUACAAAAAAACCAAAGAACGAAAUUACCGAGGAAAUUGCAAAAGCUCUUAAUUUUUAUGAAUCAAAAGACAAUGAAAUAAUUCCAUUUGCUGAAACUCUGACAAAUACGGAACAAAUAACAAAAAAAUUUUAUGAUAAAUUUACUCAAACAUUUUUUAAAUAUAUGAAAAAUUUGUCAAAUUCACGAGUUAUGGAAAUUAUCAAACAAAAUAUUAAUCACAGUGAUGAGUCAUUAAUUUUCUUUUGCUCUGAAGAUAAUCUUCGAUUUACUUUUUAAUUCAUAAAAAUAUUUAUAUAAUAUAAAAAUAAAACAAUGA